AUGACUAGGUCUUCGGUCCCAGAAGGGGCUCCUUCCCCUCUCAAUAGAAGUUUCCUGUCAAACGGCACCAAUGGAGCUUCUAUGUCCACCCAGGCUCAUGGCAGCGAGACCGAAUUCCUGAUCGUCGGUGCAGGGCCGGCUGGAGCAUCGCUAGCAUGCUUCCUGACUUCAUACGGUUUGAAAGGGCUCAUGGUCAGUGCUGCGCCUGGGACGGCUAAUACCCCCCGGGCGCAUAUUACCAACAUGGCGGCGCAGGAAUGUCUCCGGGAUAUCGGCCUUGAUCAGGAGAUGGAAAACGUUGCAUCUCAAGGAAACCAUAUGAUACAUACUAGAUGGUGCCAUAGUAUGGCUGGAGAGGAAUACGCUCGCAUUCACUCUUGGGGACAUGAUCCAAAGCGCAUGGGAGACUAUGAGUCUGCCAGCCCAUGCAAGCCCCUCGACCUUCCACAAACACUUCUCGAACCUAUUCUCGUCCGCCAUGCUACGGCUAAUGGUUUCAAAGCUCGCUUCGACACGACUCUACUAAACUUUACACAAGAUGCAGACGGUCUCUACACUGUGGAUUUGCGGGACAAUAUCUCGAAAAGUGAAUAUCAAGUUAGAACCAAAUAUAUCUUCGGCGCCGAUGGGGCUCGCAGCCAGGUCAUCAAGACCGUCAACCUUCCCAUGUCUAUCAAGUCGGGUCAGGGCCUUGCCAUCAAUAUUCUCGUCAAAGCAGACUUGUCUCACCUCAUGAAGCACCGACAAGGCAAUCUUCAUUGGGUGAUGCAACCAGAUCGCGAGCAUCCACAGUUCGGAUGGCAGGGAAUUGUACGCAUGGUCAAACCAUGGAACGAGUGGAUGUUCAUCCUCUUCCCUGAUCGAGACUGUGAUAUCAAUAUCCAACCUUCUCAUGAUGAGUAUCUGCGUCGCGUGCAGGAUUUUAUUGGAGAUGAUACCCCAGCCGAGAUUCUCGACAUAUCCAAGUGGUAUAUCAACGAGAUUAUUGCGGAGCAAUACUCUGUCGGAAAUGUUAUGUGUCUUGGAGAUGCAGUUCACCGGCAUCCCCCGAUGAACGGUCUCGGGUCAAACACCUGCAUCCAGGAUGCGUUCAACCUAGCAUGGAAGGUUGCCUAUGUGCACCGUGGUCUUGCCGACAAGUCAAUUCUUGACACGUACAGCGCCGAGCGUCAGCCAGUAGGCAAAUCCAUCAUUACUCGAGCCAACCAAGCCUUCCGGGAUCAUUUCAACAUCUGGGAGGCACUGGGUACUCUACCGAAGGAAUUAUCAGACCGGAAAGCCAUAUUGGAGGAACUCUCGAGUGAGACUGAAAAGGGCAAGAUCCGCCGCAAGGCAUUCCGUGAAGCCAUCACCUCAACCUCCCGCGAGUUCCACGCCCUGGGUAUCGAGAUGGGCCAGUGUUAUUCCGGCAACGGCGUCUACACCGCAGAUGAACCGCAUCCCUAUGCGCCAUCUGGGCCAGCUGCAGAGGACGACAUUCUUUACUACGAGCCCAGUACCUACCCCGGUCGUCGACUUCCUCACGUGUGGUUGAACACAGCUAUUCCCGGUCCCCGGAAAUCCACGAUCGACCUGGCCGGACACGGUGCCUUCACACUCCUGAUUCGCGGACCUGGGGGUCAGGUGUGGAAGGAUGCUGCAGUGAAUUUGUCGAAGCAACUGAAUAUUCCCAUCAAUGCUUACAGCAUUGGAUACCGGGAGGAUUGGGAAGAUGUUUACUUUGAGUGGGAUCGUCUGAGCGGGGUGGAAGAGUCUGGAGUUGUUUUGGUGCGACCCGAUCGGUUCGUCGCGUGGAGGGCCCAAAAGGCUCUCCCUAGCACGAGCGAUUGCGAGAAGAAGCUGGGUUUGGUUAUGCGGUCUGUUCUGGGACUUUCGUGUUCCAAUGGGGUUCAUUAA
Penicillium pulvis is the source of this 1896-nucleotide messenger RNA. RefSeq lists its product as uncharacterized. The transcript has 5 exons. The record is from RefSeq and is a predicted model, not a curated record. Bases 1 to 1896 code for a protein of 631 amino acids. NCBI's taxonomy places the organism in Eukaryota, Fungi, Ascomycota, Eurotiomycetes, Eurotiales, Aspergillaceae. Gene Ontology annotation, molecular function: FAD binding.